Haliaeetus leucocephalus (bald eagle) is the source of this 2320-nucleotide messenger RNA. RefSeq names its product thyroid stimulating hormone receptor (gene TSHR). The transcript has 10 exons. Gene Ontology annotation, molecular function: thyroid-stimulating hormone receptor activity. Gene Ontology annotation, cellular component: membrane. NCBI's taxonomy places the organism in Eukaryota, Metazoa, Chordata, Aves, Accipitriformes, Accipitridae. The coding region runs from base 29 to 2320 and encodes 763 amino acids. The record is from RefSeq and is a predicted model, not a curated record. Gene Ontology annotation, biological process: G protein-coupled receptor signaling pathway.
GGGGCAGAGCGGGAGCGGGCGGCGGAAGAUGCUGUGCCUGCCGGUAGCCGUCCUGUUGCUGCUGCUGCUGGUGCUGUGCAGCCAGGGCACAGAGCGGUGUCCUUCAGCCUUCUGCGAGUGUUCCGACGAGGAUGACUACAGAAUCACUUGCAGGGACAUCCACUUCAUUCCCAGCCUUCCGGAGGACACCCAGACCCUGAGGUUUAUGGAGACUCAUCUAAGAACAAUUCCAAGUGACGCUUUUUCCAAUCUCCCCAACAUCUCUAGGAUCUACAUCUCCAUAGAUGAAACACUUCAGAGUCUGGACGCCCAUUCCUUCAACAGUUUAAGUAAAGUCACUCAUAUUGAAAUUCGAAAUCUUAGAAACUUGGAUUACAUAGAUCCAGAUGCCUUUAAGAAUCUCCCACUUUUGAAAUACCUUGGUAUUUUUAAUACUGGACUCAAAGCAUUUCCAGACCUCACCAAAAUCUACUCAUCUGAUGUGAACUUUUUACUUGAAAUCGCAGAUAAUCCUUUCAUGACUUCAGUGCCUGCAAAUGCUUUCCAUGGGCUUUGUAAUGAAUCUCUAACUCUCAAACUCUACAAUAAUGGUUUUACCAGCAUCCAAGGCCAUGCUUUUAAUGGGACAAAUCUGGAUGCUAUCUAUCUGCACAAGAACAAAUACCUGGAAGUUAUCAAUGAUGAUGCAUUUCUGGGAGUGCACAGUGGACCAACUCUACUGGAUGUCUCCAGAACAGCCGUUGCUAACCUUCCAGCCAAAGGACUGGAAAGCCUUAAAGAACUAAUGGCCAAAAAUACGUGGACUUUAAAGAAAUUACCAGCUGUAAAGGUAUUUCUUCAGCUAAUGAGAGCUGACCUAUCAUAUCCAAGUCACUGCUGUGCUUUCAAGAGCUGGAAAAAAACCAGCGGAAUCCUGGAGUACCUGACAUGUAACCAGAGCAGCAGUCACAGCUUUCGUAAGAGAAGAUCAGUCAAAGCUCUCAGAGGUCCUUUUUACAAAGAUUAUGCAGAAGAAUACACAGACCACACUGAUACUGCGUAUGACAAAAACACCAAGUUCACAAAUCUUCACGAAAAUUCCCAUUAUUACAUUUUUUUGGAAGAGCAUGGAGAAGGGAAUCUUGGGUUUGGCCACGAGCUCAAGAACCCUCAAAUGGAAGAUGUCCAGACCUUUGACAGUCAUUAUGACUAUCCCGUCUGCGGAGGCAAUGAAGACGUAAUAUGCACUCCAGAACCUGAUGAGUUUAAUCCCUGUGAGGAUAUAAUGGGAUAUCAAUUUCUGAGGAUUGUGGUGUGGUUUGUGAACCUGCUGGCGAUCCUAGGUAACAUUUUCGUCCUUUUCAUACUUCUCACCAGCCAUUAUAAACUGACUGUACCACGCUUUCUGAUGUGUAACUUGGCCUUUGCUGAUUUUUGCAUGGGGCUAUACCUCCUCCUGAUCGCUUCAGUGGAUCUCUACACCAGGUCAGAGUACUACAACCAUGCUAUAGAGUGGCAGACUGGGCCUGGUUGCAACACAGCUGGCUUUUUCACAGUCUUUGCUAGUGAACUUUCUGUGUACACACUGACUGUGAUCACCCUGGAGCGCUGGUAUGCCAUCACUUUUGCCAUGCGCCCAGAUCGAAAGAUUCGCCUCCGGCAUGCUUUGAUUAUCAUGCUGGGAGGGUGGUUCUCAUGCUUUCUUCUUGCCCUUUUGCCACUCGUUGGCGUCAGCAGCUAUAGCAAAGUCAGCAUCUGCUUGCCUAUGGACACUGAAACACCAGUGUCUGAAGCCUACGUUGUCUUUGUUUUAAUAUGUAACAUUAUUGCUUUUGUCAUCAUUUGUGCCUGCUACAUAAAAAUCUAUGUAACUGUGCGAAAUCCUCAGUACAAGUCAGGGGACAAAGACACCAAAAUUGCCAAGCGGAUGGCUGUGUUGAUUUUCACUGACUUUGUGUGCAUGGCUCCCAUCUCCUUCCAUGCUUUAUCUGCCAUUAUGAACAAACCACUGAUAACUGUCACCAAUUCCAAGAUUCUGCUGGUACUCUUCUACCCACUCAAUUCUUGUGCCAACCCCUUUCUUUAUGCUAUUUUCACCAAAGCUUUCCGAAGAGAUGUGUUUAUCCUGCUAAGCAGGUUUGGUAUAUGUGAGCAUCAGGCUCAAGUCUACAGAGGUCAGACAAUCUCAGCCAAAAACAGCAGCAGCUCUUACGGGCAGAGAAUCAGCCGAGGGCUAGGUCAGAUUCUUAGAAGCACUCAAGACCCAGUCAACAAUUACCUUCCUGCUGUGACAAUGCAGAACCAAAUUCUCAUGGAAGAAUGCAAGCAAACUGAGCUAUAA